Symbiodinium sp. CCMP2456 is the source of this 4158-nucleotide messenger RNA. NCBI's taxonomy places the organism in Eukaryota, Dinophyceae, Suessiales, Symbiodiniaceae. The record is from the annotation of a GenBank genome assembly.
AUGCAGCAUGUGUUCAAUAGACCCUUUGCGAAGUCUGGGCAACAAAGAUAUGGAGUGCCAGGAGGCAAGGUCCCGUUCGGCGGAGCCAUGCGACCCGGCGCAGCCCAGGACGCUGAGAGCAAGGAGGGCGACGGGGUUGACCGGCCAGAGCUGCCGCCUUUGCCAGAGGUCAUUCCUGCGGCAGCGCUCAACCCAGCGCCGAUGGCCCGUCCGGGUGCCAUCAACCCCAAGCAUUUGGGGCAGGCACUUGCACAGGCAUUGGCGCAGAAGAACGCUGAGAAGGAGCGGCAGAAGAAGGGCAUGGGUGCGGUCGGCACGAUGCCCCUCCAGCCCACAGGAGCAGUUUCGAAGGAUGAAUCCAAGACGAGUCCUGCCGGAGCGAGACCUGCCGGGCCUGCGGUCCCUGCGAAAACUCCGGUCGUGGUACCGCCACGGGUACGGGACGUACCGAAGCAGCCGGAGCUCGUGUCUCCGAAGGCGGGACACUCGGCGGCGAUAAGGCCGCCCAACGUCCAUGUCCAGGUUCCCGUGCCACAACGCCGUGGCGUGUCGAUGAUCCCACCGAAGGGCAGUCCACCGCCGGUGCCGGGACCUAUCCCGCAUUCGCCUGGCAAGGCAUAUGCGGACGCGACUACGGCCGAGGCGCUAGCAGUAGCAGCAGCAUACAGUCAAGCAACUGCUGCCACGUCUCCAGCUUUAGCAGCAUACGCCGAUGCGGCCGCGGCUGAAGCAUUAGCAGCAGCAUACAGGGAGGCGGCUGUGGCCAACGCAGCUCCGGCAUUGGCAGCGGCAUACACGGAGGCAGCCACGGCUGAGGCACUGGCAGCAGCAUACAGGGAAGCAGCCGCGGCAAAUGCAGCUCCUGCAUUGGCUGCUUAUACGGAGGCAGCGACUGCCGAGGCAUUAGCAGCGGCAUAUGCAGAUGCAGCGAAUGCUGAGGCAUUAGCUGCGGCGUACCGGGAGGCGGCUGCGAAUGCAGCUCCGUCUGUAGCCGCGUACAAUCGGGCUACUGCAGCAAAUGCAGCUCCGCAAAUGGCGGAUUUGCAGGCAGCGACAAAUGAGGCAUUGGUAGCAGCCUACACGGAGGCAGCAACAAACGAGGCAUUGGCAGCAGCAUACACGGAGGCAGCCGCAGCAAAUGCAGCUCCACAGGCGACAGCAGCAUACAGUGAUGCAGCAAUGACGGAAGCGCUAGCAGCAGCCGUCGCAGCAGCGUAUGCAGAUGCAGCCGCUCCGGCAGCAGCUGCGACGGCCAGUGCAGUGCCUGCAGCGGACAUAGCCGCAAAAGAGGCUCCAGGUGCUACGGCGAGCGAGCUUCAGCAGCUUCCUCCGAUGAUUGUGGCAGACGCAGCUGCGCCUCCUCCUCCGGCUCCUCCUCCGGCUCCUCCUCCGGCCGCUCCCGAGCUUCGUGCUCUUCCUGGCCUUUCUGCGAGCGGAAGCGCCGCUGCCGGGAUGCCCGCCGAGGCUCCCUGGCGGUUGCAGAAGGAGCCGGGCUCUGGAGGUGCUCCGGCGAAUUCGGCUCCGCCUUUGCCUGCACCUGCGACUGCGCCGGUGGCCGCACAGACACCCGUGCCCUCUGUGCCGACUUCGGUGCCGCCUAAACCCGAGGAAGCUCUCCGAAGAGGUCAAGGCGUAGAGGCAGCGGAAGCCGCAGUGGCACGUGCCAGGCAGCCCGAGAAGCAAGAGAGACGGAAAGCGGAGUCAGCUUAUGCGGCACUGGAGGCUUUCAGCCGGAAGGAAUCGGUGAGAACCGGCGCAGCGCCGGCGAAGCCACCAGGUGCCGCCAAGGCUGCCGAAGCUCCAGCCGCACGCGUACCAAGAAUAGCGGAGUCAAAGCUGGAGGCGAAGGCCGUCGAAACGAAGCCGGCCGCGCCUCCUCCAGCUCGAAAAGAGCUGCCCGACGUGGUGGUCCUGGCCUCCACGCCGGUGACGGAUACCCCGGUGUCCGACACCCCGGUGACCGACACCCCGGUCACCACUCUGCCUGUCUCCUCGCCCCAGGCCAAGCCUGAGGUCGUCGAAAGCAAGCCGGCCAAAGCAGCGCCGGCGAAGGCUCAGAAAGAGCCCCUUGAUGUGACGGUCGUGACGUCUACUCCGGUGACGACCACGCCAAUUAGCAGUGCUCCAGCGGCGUCGGCUUUUGCCAAACCCGAGGUGAAGACCGCUCCGUUGGGGACGCACAAGGUGCCUGUCCAGUCGUCGGUGGCAGCGGCCAAGCGCCCUGGACCCCGAGCUCUACCACAGCCGAAAUCGGUUCCGGUAUCGGAGCUAAAGGUCACGGCCGCCUCUCCACCUGCCAAGGUGGAGGCAAAGUUGUCGGCUCCUGCUGCCAAGGCUCCUACCGCCCGUCGGCGCUUGGAGGAUCCUGGCCAGGCACCGCCGAAGCGGAUCUUCGAUUGGAGCCUGCUGGCCAAGAUCGACUCGCUCUUGCUGGGGGCAGAGUCCAGCUUUUUCCUACACCGCCGAGACGAUGGGCUUCGGCUUCCGGGAUACGAGCCGGAGAACCUCGAAAGUAGCGGAUCUGAAGAAGAUGAGGAGGAAGCAUGUGAGAGCGACGAGUCCGAGGAGUCAGACACCGCAAAGAUUCUGGCAGCGCCAGGGCCGACAGAUGCGGACUUGCAAGACGAAGAAGAGGAGGAGUUCGAGGAGGAAGAGGAGGAAGAGCUAGAGGAAGAUGACGUUGUGGAGGAGGUGGACAAAAACGAUGCCAUGGCUGCCGUGGUUGCUACCACCCGGCCGAAGGCCAAGAUGCCGCCCCCGCCACCAAGCCGAGAGGUGUCCGAGCCGAAGGCUCCGGCACUGUCCACCAGGGCCAAGCCGCCACCACUUCCCCGGGAGCGCCGGCCGAAGCUGGGUGAGCGGCGGGAUCAGGAGCUGGAGGAGCCGCCAGCUGCUGCUCCCGAAGUGGAGUCCAAGGCGGAGGAGGAGGAGGCUGCGCACGAGGAGGAUGAGGAUUUCAACGAUGAGGAGAUGAUGGCCACGUUUGCUGCGAAGCUCCAGGAGCCCACGGAAGCUGCGGCGCCGCCCCUGGAUGCGCGGAGACGCCCUGUAGGUUCUCGAAGCGAGCAGGACUCCGACCAGAAGCCUGCAAACAUCGCCACAAGAGCGAAGGCAAAGCCGAAACCUAAAGCGUGGGGGUUGCCGCCACCGCUUUCGGGCAAGAAGAAGGCCAAGGAGGCAGAUGCGAAGCCACCCCGGGAACCUGACGUGGAGGCACCCUUUCCCGAGGCUUCGCCGGAGGUGGAGCAACCGCCGCCGCCUUUCUUUGACCAGUGGCUAGCGAGCCUGAAGUUCAUUGCUGGGUGGAAUGAUCAGAAGAAGUACGAGGCCUCUCAGGUUAAGGAAGCCUUCAGCGAGUAUCUUGCUGCGGAGGACAUCGUCGGCAAGACCACGGUGGAGCAGCUGUGUAGAACGAUCGUUCCGCUCCUGCUGGACCUGGAGAGGGUUGACACCAUGGUCGUUGCGAACCUCAAGACAGAGGUCCUGAAGACGCUGAAGAUCGUGCAGGUGUGCAUCCUGCGCAUAGUCACCUUCGAAAUGCUGCGGGAAGCUUCGGCAAAGGCUGAUGCUGUGCAGAAGAAGGGUCCCAAGGGCAAGAAGGUCCAACCUGAAGUGCCUCCAGAGGGUGCCGCGUACCUCGCGAGUGACAUCACCUCCCUGGCCAAGGUCAUUCAGCACUUUCGCUUUGACCAAAAUUUUUCCAAAGGAGUGCAUGAGCUCAUCGUCGCUUUCCGGAAGCAAAAGGCGGACAAGCCCCGACAAGAGAAAGGCGCCGCCAAGGCUCCGCCGCCCAAAAAGCGACGCGUGGAGGCCGAAGCGGCCGACAAGGCCGAGGCGCCGGAGAAAGUGCAGGCGACGGAUAAGCUGCAAGCGCCGGAGAAGGCGCCAGCGGCAGAGAAGGCGCCAGCGGAAGAGAAGGCGCCAGCGGAAGAGAAGGCGCCGGUGCCAGAGAAGGCGCCGGUGCCAGAGAAGGCGCCGGUGCCAGAGAAGGUUCCUGCGCCAGAGAAGGACGCGGUCCCGGACAAGGCGCAAGCGCCCGAGAACGCGCAGGCAGCAGAUAAGGACCAGGCGCCGGAGAAAGCCGAGCCGCCGGAGAAUGUGGCGCGAGAAGGAGGAGAGAAGCCGCCACCUGCUGUGGAGGAGGAGAAUGCUGACCAG